Wasmannia auropunctata (little fire ant) is the source of this 1325-nucleotide messenger RNA. Its product is annotated as acyl-CoA Delta(11) desaturase-like. Gene Ontology annotation, cellular component: endoplasmic reticulum membrane. The record is from RefSeq and is a predicted model, not a curated record. Gene Ontology annotation, biological process: unsaturated fatty acid biosynthetic process. NCBI's taxonomy places the organism in Eukaryota, Metazoa, Arthropoda, Insecta, Hymenoptera, Formicidae. The transcript is spliced from 6 exons. The coding region runs from base 598 to 1278 and encodes 226 amino acids. Gene Ontology annotation, molecular function: stearoyl-CoA 9-desaturase activity; iron ion binding.
AAGCCUAAGAAAUUUAACGAGCAUUUCAGUUGAGCAAAAGCGUUCAUACGAAGAAUAUCGUGGAUGUAAACUCUGUUUAAUGAAAAUUUUUAAAUAAAUUCGUUGUUGUUAUACUAAUGUCUUUUGUUAAUAUAUAAAAACAAACUUUGUCUUCUAUAAACAAAAUUAAAAAAUGUCAUAUAAAUUAUAUUAUUGCGGUUCAAUGAAUUUUAUGUACUUUAUACUGUUUAAAACGCUCGUCGUUGAUAUAUAUGUGUAUAUAUUUGCAUAAUUUAAAAUUGAAAGUAAUAACUGAAGCUUUGAUUUCUGUUACGAAGAAUUUAGAUGUCCAGAUAUUUUCUCGAUGUAAAAAAGCAAUAAAAUAAAAUGCUUGAUUGCACAUACGUAAAAUUAUAAUAUAAUUCUUAACAAAAGAUGUACAUAUAUAGCGAUAUGCUUUAUUGUUGCAAUUUGCUAAUUAUAUUGCGUAAAUAACUUAACGCAUUAUAACAGACGAGAUCCAUAAAGAGGGAUUACAGACAAAUUCGUUCAAAAAACGUAUUAUAAUUUGAAGAUUCUUUUGUUACACUGAAGAAGAUCCGGAUUUGGAUUGAAACAAUGAUACCGGACUUAUUUGGAAUUUCUGAAAAAUCCAGAAAGUUUAUAGAUAAUAAAUCAUUGACGAAAGGACCACAUAAGACCGAUUAUAAAUGGAAAAUCGUUUGGAAAAAUAUCAUCAUGUUUCUCUAUAUUCAUCUUGCUGGCCUUUAUGGAUUCUAUGUAUUUCUCUUUCAAGCUAAAUAUUGGUCUUUUAUAUGGUUUUUGACUCUUGGUAUUGCCGCGGGUCUAGGCAUCACCGCUGGCGCUCAUAGAUUAUGGUCUCAUCGAUCUUACAAGGCGAAGUGGCCCAUGAGACUCAUGCUCAUGAUUUUUCAGACCAUUGCUUUUCAAGUAAGUUUAGCGCUAACUUUUUUUCCUUUCGCUAAAGUAUCGGAUAAUAUAUAUGAUAUAUCUGAGAUCAAAGAUCUACAUUCUAAAUCACUCAGUUCUACCAAUAAUAGUGGAGUUGCUAUAGCAGCGUUCGGCGAAGGUUGGCAUAACUAUCAUCACGUCUUUCCUUGGGAUUAUAAAGCAGCGGAACUUGGAAAUUAUGGACUUAAUUUUACUACAGCUUUCAUUGACUUUUUCGCUUAUUUGGGCUUGGCUUAUGACUUGAAGACCGUACCUGCUGAUGUGAUAAAGAAACGUGUUCUUCGAAGCGGCGAGACACAUGAUAAUAAAUUUAGUUAUAUAAAUUAAAAUAUACAGCUAUUAAUUUUCCAUUCAGAACUAAUUUUUUAAAAUAA